Colletotrichum phormii is the source of this 1537-nucleotide messenger RNA. RefSeq names its product tubulin binding cofactor C. NCBI's taxonomy places the organism in Eukaryota, Fungi, Ascomycota, Sordariomycetes, Glomerellales, Glomerellaceae. Bases 210 to 1376 code for a protein of 388 amino acids. The record is from RefSeq and is a predicted model, not a curated record. The transcript is spliced from 4 exons. Gene Ontology annotation, cellular component: cytoplasm. Gene Ontology annotation, biological process: tubulin complex assembly; post-chaperonin tubulin folding pathway. Gene Ontology annotation, molecular function: tubulin binding.
CUGAAGACACGCCGCUUUUUUGCGGUCUUGCACCCAGCUUGUUUGUCUACCUUACCUUACCUUACCUCUCAUCAGGUAGGCCCAAUCUUCGUCCCUCACUUUCUUGAAACACAAGCCCCGAGCUUCUUUUUUUUUCGUGCUGGGCUCUGUUCGUAUAUAAAACCAUUCGAUAUAUCCACCUUUUGAUAUAGAUACCUCCCGCCACGACAAUGGCACCCGAAGUACUUCAACAAUUUGCCGUAGGUGGAGGACUCCCAGUAACCAAGAUGCAGGACCCAAAAGAGAAGUUUUACCACCAUUUUCAGGAGGAAGUCAUCGGUCUACAAGAGCAGAUCGACAACGUGAGCUCCCUAUCUCAGGUCGGUGGUGAGAGGCAAGAUGCCAUUGAUCACAUCCUGGCCGGGAUAUCAAAUCUCUCCAACGAAGUCGCCGACGCUUCCGACUAUGUCCCCUCGUACGACCAACGCAACUACGCCCAGGCCGUCAAAGCUCUCACAGACAAACUGAAUGAGACCACGGCAAAGCUGGCCCCGCGUUCGCGCUUCCAAUUCAAGCCUCGUGGAGCGAGUUCAGCAACCGCCAACAGCGACCUAGCCACUCCCAAAAAUGACCCCCGUCUCAUGGUAGGAGCCAGCCUCGCCGACCCCCUACCACCCUCUCGGGGCGGCCCGGUCGUCGCCCCCCCCGACUCAAGCCAGGCUACAGAGACAGACGGCCUCGGCGACCUCCCCAACUUCCCCAAGAACUACAACGAGGAAAUGGCCCGGCCGAGCGCCACCAAAGUUCGCAAACCCAGCUUCUCCACCGCAAAGGACAUUGCCAUCUUCGGCCAGGACGGCCUGCACAUCAUCCUCCCGUCCUCGGCGUCGCGUGCGACGAGUUCCGGCCGCCUGACCGAUCUCAGGGGGUGUGUUGUCGACAUGUCCAUCGCGCUCUCGGGCCACACCUCGUUUGCGAACCUGGCGCUCAAGAAUAUCGACAAGAGUCUUGUAGUUGCGGGUAACGUGGCUGGGCCGGCGCAUAUCACGGGCGUGUCGGAUAGUAUUAUCGUCGUCUCUGCCCGGCAGGUGCGUAUCCACGAGUGUAGGAAUGUCGAUAUCUAUCUGCACUGCUCGAGUCAUCCGAUUAUUGAGGAUUGUUCGAAUAUGCGCUUCGCGCCGCUGCCGCCUAGCUUUAAUACCACAGAAGACCCUACCAAGAACCAGUGGGAUCAAGUAGACGACUUCAAGUGGCUCAAGUCGGAGCCCAGCCCGAACUGGAGCGUCUUGGCAGAGGAAAAGAGGCUGCCCGAGGAGAUUUGGACAAAGGUUGUGCCGGGCGAGCGCGGCAAGGAUUUGCACGAUAUCCUCAAGGCUGUCGGGGUUCAGAAGUAUUGAGAACCAGACGUAGAUUGUUGUUAUUCGACCAGGAUGUAAUAGGGAGAACGUUGCUGGUUGAAGUUUCGGAUCCGAGUCCUGGCCAGGAGUUUUAGGAAGGCCGCUAUUCUUUCGCAAGGGAUGCAUGAUUACGGUGCAAGAAAAUAGCGUCCUUUUUUCGG